AGGGUUGGAGAGUGGCAGCGGCGGAGGGUAGACGCGACUGCAGGGCCGAGGCGAGGAACGCCCCGAACGCGCGCCCCCGCCCCCGCCCCCGCCCAUCCGCCCGCCGGCUGGUCGGUGAGCGCGGCUAGCGGCCCGACUGCCAGGCUUGGCCGCCCAGGUUGUGCGUGCCUGCGGAGGGAGGACUGGGCGAGAGGUGCCACGGCGGGAGAUGCGGACGACUGCGGGCGCUCGGCGGGCUCGGCUCGGCCGCCGCCGCCUCCGCGGCCGUAGUGCCCGUGGACUGCCCGCGUGAGGAGACGGCGGCGGGGGGCGGCCGCUGCAGUUCGGCGCCGCCCGAGGGAGAGGAGGACCUGAGGGAGACCCCGCGCCCUCGCUGACUGCUAUGGACAGUGCUAUUACACUGUGGCAGUUCCUUCUUCAGCUCCUUCAGGAGCCUCAGAACAAGCAUAUGAUCUGUUGGACCUCUAAUGAUGGGGAAUUCAAACUUUUGCAAGCAGAGGAGGUGGCUCGACUCUGGGGGAUCCGCAAGAACAAACCAAGCAUGAAUUAUGACAAGUUAAGUCGAGCUCUCAGAUACUACUAUGUAAAGAAUAUCAUCAAAAAAGUGAAUGGUCAGAAGUUUGUGUACAAGUUUGUCUCUUAUCCAGAGAUUUUGAACAUGGAUCCAAUGGCUGUGGGAAGGAUUGAGGGAGACUGUGAAACUUCAGGCUUCAAUGAAGUCAUCACCAAUUCAAAAGAUUUGGAAAAUGGAGGGAAAGAGAAGCCGCCUCAGCCAUGUGCCAAGGCAUCUAGCCGCAAUGAUUAUAUACAUUCUGGCCUCUACUCUUCAUUUACUCUCAACUCUUUGAACUCUUCCAAUGUAAAACUUUUCAAGCCUAUAAAAAUUGAGAAUCCAGCGGAGAAACUGGCAGAAAAAAAAUCUCCUCAGGAGCCAACACCUUCAGUCAUCAAAUUUGUGACGACACCCUCUAAAAAGUCAUCAAUUGCACCUAUUCCUUCUACCAUUUCAGCUGGCCCAACUAUUUCUACAGCUUCAGAAGAAACUCUACAAGCCUUGGAGACUCUAGUUCCUCAAAAGUUGGCUUCUCCAGAAACUCCACCUUCCAUACCCAAUAUUACGACAACUUUUACCACCACACCUCCUGUUUCUUCCAUAUCUCCCUCUUUGCAGGAUCCCUCCAGAUCACCUUCACCACCCUUGAGUCCUAAUGCAGACCUAGACAUUGACACAGACAUUGACUCAGUGGCUUCUGUGAGUCUCUCUCAGAACUUUUCAUUGGAGGCCAAAGACCAGGAGUUAGCACUGCUAGAGAAAGAGAGCACAAAUCAUUCAUCAAGGUCCAAGAAACCCAAAGGGCUAGAGCUGGCACCUACUCUGGUGAUCACAGGAAGUGAUCCAAGCCCCCUGGGGAUACUGAGUCCCUCUCUCCCUACAGCUUCUCUUACUCCUGCACUUUUUUCACAGACUCCUAUCUUACUGACACCAAGUCCCUUGCUCUCCAGUAUACACUUUUGGAGCACUCUGAGUCCUGUUGCUCCUUUAAGUCCAGCCAGACUGCAAGGUGCUAACACCCUUUUCCAGUUUCCUUCUGUCCUGAACAGUCAUGGGUCAUUUACUCUGUCUAGCCUGGAUGGACCAUCCACACCUGGCCCCUUUUCUCCAGAUCUGCAAAAAACAUAGCACAUGCACUUGUGAAAAGAGAACUAAAGAGCAAAGAAGACACAGACAUAUUCAGCAUGAUGAGCAGUUUGCAAUUCCACAAUGCUGAUAAUGGACUAUUGUGAUUUUUGCCAUUCCUUUUAAAAUGCCUUUUCAGAGUUUUCUUUGAUAGGCCUCAAGUAGGGACUAUGUAUGGAAACGCCUUAAUUGGAGUCUAGACUCCACCCGGCCCUUUUGCCUCUCCUUUUCUUUAUCCUCCCUCUUAAUUUUGGGAAAUAGAGAGAUGGAAUAGUGUUUUGAUAUGAGCAGAUGAGAACAAAAAUGAUAUUUUGGCUACGGGGUUCUAUUGGCAGGAAAGAGAUUAACCCUUGGAAUAGAUUAUUUCAAGAAACCAUCAGAUGGAUGAAACUGACUACACCUUGAGACUCUUGGUGUCCUCUCUCAAACCACAAAGAAUAUGCUGUCAGUUAUAACUGAUAAGUGACAAAGAAACAUUCCUUCUUCAUACAGAAUGAGACUUUAACAGCAUUCCUGGGGAGACUUGCAGUUUUGCAGUGAAUUGUAGUAUAUGUCAGCAACCCAGAAAGAGGCAUCUAGUUUACAUUUCUUCAGGGUGAAUCUCUCAGUUACCAUAAGCCAUGGUUGAUUUUGUCUGAACCUGUCAUUCAAAUAUGGGAUCCUAUGUUUCUGCUUCACCCUCAGGGGACUCAACUUGGAGUGAUGGGCUCUGAUUUAUAAGACAGUGCCUAGAAGACUGAGAAGAUGGGACUCUGCAUCUAGCACAGAAACAUUGACUAUGCUGUGCUCUGGGUGGUCUAGUUCAGUACCCGCUGAAUACAGUACUGUGGAUGAAGAAUAGGCUAGUGGGAGGAGGAUGCUGCAUUAUCGAAAACUUAGAAUAGAUUUAGUUAAUAUGCCUAAUUGAGCAACCUGAAAGAACAUUUGUGGCUUUUUCAGUCAAGAUGAUACCCAAAGUACAGGACCCGUUUCUGUUCAUAGUAACUCAGGUUCUGUUGUGUAUUGUUUUCUUACUUUCUUUUAAAUUUGAAGUUGUGGUAUUUUUGAAGAUAUUAGAGAAGGAUAGAAAGUGAAGUCCUCAAAAUCAGCCAUGAGGUAAGGAACUACUUAUUUUGUAGGAAUAUUUUUAAUGGGCAGGGAGUUUACUUGAGAAUACCCAUGCCUUGGUUUGGAGUUGUUCAGGUAAUGAGAAAUGCAGACUUUCAUCUCAGUCACUGAACCUGGUUUAAUUUGCCAAACACCAGUCAUGUGGUAGAAAUCAUUCCCUGUCCAUGUGAGGUGAAUGUGGCUUUUCAGAAUUCAAGAAAACUGGACUGAGGCCAGCAUCAUAGUUGGGUACUGUGUUGAUAUUUUUGGCCUGGAAGUCUAGAUUCAGAUAACCUCCCCAGAUCGAUUUCUCUUUCAAUGCUAGAGAUAGCAUAAGGUUGUAUCACAUUGAUUAAAUGGGAUGAGGGAGAACUUGCAUGCUUAUUGCUUGUGCUGGGGAUAAAGAAAGGAAGGAUUCCAGAUGAAAACAAGUCAACUCAGCACCUUCGAGCUGCACAAAAUUCACUUUAAAUUUGUUUUUAUGCUGUAUAGAGAUUCUUAUGUAUGAAACUUUUAAUUAGGAGAAAGUAGCUGGCUACAUAAUUUUGUUAUAGAUUAUAUUCACAGUAACUCAUGUAACCAGAGAUCUCAAGUUUUUCUAACAUUACUUGCUUGCCUGAUUUUGGUGUGGAAAUGGUGUGCUUCUGUCCUAACAAUUCUUUUUCUCUGCCUAGUGGAUCAUAUUGAAUAUGUAGCUUGAUUGACUGGGAGUGGAGGGAAAAGAUGUAUUCAGGGAACUGCCUUCUUAUAUUUUGAAGUUUUGGAGGUAUGUUGCUGGCUCAUAUGUGGAGUAUCAGCAUAAGAACCCAUCCACUCCUGAGAUGUGCAAUAGCAAUGCUGAAAGGUUGCUGGAGGAUGCUGACCAGCAGUAAUCAUUUGGAUUAUUUAGUUUGCACGUCUCUGAAAAUUAAACCUCCAAUAGCACUUUCUGAGCUAGUUUUAUUAGUAUUUUGUACUUUGUAAUAAAUAGAUGAUGGGGGUACAUGUUACCUGGGAGUUUUAAACUUGUUAAGCACUAAAGAAAAUUUUAUUUUCAUGAAUUAAUGGAGGAAUGAAGCCAUUGGAUUGUUUUUUUCCAAGAGUACAUCCUUGGUGUCUGCAUUUCCUGUCUUUAAACAUAGGCAUGCCAGGGAAAGAGAUGGCACCAUUAAAGGCAGCUUAAUGCAAACCAGUUUUAUCUGGUUUUUCUUAAAUAUAUCUGUCCCUGCAACCUUAGGUAUGUAGCCAUAGCUGGUUGUUUGUGAUUUGCUUUCUUUUCUUGUGAUUAUCCUUAUUUAGGAGAAGAUGAUGAUAUUUUUCAUCAUUGGGAGUGCUUCUGUUUUAAAAAUGAGAAAUUUCCAGCUGUAACUCAGCUGACUACCUUGUUUCUAACCUACCUCCUUUAGGCAAAGACUCAGUAUCAGAAUCUUUGGAAAAUCUAAAUAUCAGAAAGGCAACAUCCCAUUUAGGAUCAGUAGUCAUUGAGGAGGCUGAUAGAGAUGUGUAAUAGAUAUAACUGAGAUAUAUCUGAUAUCCAUCAUGUUAGUGGGAUGAAUGUUAUUAGGCAACAAUAGCCUAAGUGAAAUAAGGGAAGCUAGUUGAAUUGGGAAGUAGGAGGUCUACUGUAAGACUGACUUUCUUGUCUUUUCUUUGCCUAUUACUUUGCAGUGAUGUUCUCAUUAUUUCUCCAAGUAUUCUUGCUCAUUAAUGAUACUAUACUGCCUUACAUUAAAAAUAAGAUCAUAGCCUGUUGCUAGUAAUCUUUAUUCCAUAAAAUGAUGUGUUACAGUGAUUUGGGAUUGGUACAUGUUAUGAGAUGAAAACUUCUGCUAAUUUAUUUUCCAUAAUUCUGGAAUUACAAAAAAUAGCUCAAGGUCAUUUUGCCCAUUCUCCAUCCUCCUGGUAGAACUGUAUCCAAACUAUGUAAAAUAGAUGUUUAGCAUAUUUUUAAAGCUCUUCUGGGAAGGAUAUUUGACAAGUUAGCUUUGUUAAGUAUUAUUAGGAAAUCUGUAUACUGUAUAAUAUUCCUUUGGCACCAACUAAGGCCUUGUAUCCUGGUGCCAUGCAAGCUUCUUUCUUGUUGUUUCCCAGAAUAAGGUGGCCUUGAGAGAGAUAAAUACUGUAUGUAAUAUUUGCUUUUUCUAGUUCCAUUGCAAAAACUUUGAAUCUCUAGGACUGUUGGUUCAGCACCUUUACAGGAUACCUAGGCAAGCCCAGAAAGUUUUCCUUACAUUCAAGGAGGAAAAUAAGUUUAUCAGUCUCAUAAAUAAAUGCAGGGAAUAUUGCAGAAUUGGCUUAAGUUUAACUGGAAAAGGCCUUUAAGGGCCUAGGCCUAUAUUCUGUUGUUUCAGAGAGCAAGAAUUAUGACUCAUUGUAAACUCUACUAGGGUCAAUUCCUAGUUAUAUCCAGACUGUGUAUCAGUAAGGCUUGGAAAGAAUGAAACAACCCUAGAGUGCCAGAACUUUAACUCUAGGGUAUAAUAUAAUUUCAUUUAUGUGCAUACCCAGUAUUGAGUGUUGUCCAACAGCAUUGCUUUUUGCUGAUACUGAUGCACUGGUUUCUUGAUUCUGUGUUCUGAUAAUAAGCUGUUUGUACAAUUGGUUUAAUCACAUUCAUAGACAUUCAUGCAGUAUUGUCCUUAAUGUAUUACUUCCAGCCUUGAAAAAAAUCACAUGUACUUUUUUGUGAUAUGGGUGUUUGUGGGGAGAUUAUCCUUCUAUUAGAUUUUUCCUUUCCUGCAAAGAUCUCCAUAAUAGAUUUGGAAUUUUUGUACAUGAGUGUGCCACUAACUUUUAUGAAACUGAACAUUCUCUUUAAAAAGUUGCCAAAUAAGAAGGCCCAAAUUAACUGGGUAAAAAUAAGUGUGCAAUUGACAGUUUGUGUUCCCAUUUCCUCCCCCUCACCAUUAACCAUGUGACUAUAAUUUUCAUUUUACUGGUAUUUCUAGAAAUUAUUUUUAGCCUUUAUAUAAUUUUACUACAAAUUACAGAUUAUUUUACUGUAUACUUACAUGGGCCAUUUUCAUGUUUCAUUGGAAGAUUUCGUUUGGAUAUAAGGGAACAUUUUUAGGUCCUAAAGGGAUAUUUUUUGUUAUUUAUCAUUCAUGUCCAAUCUGAUUUAUUUCUGAUUCUCCUUUUACCCUUUGUUGAAUGGUAAAUGAGGUUUUGAAACAUAGAAUUAUGCUUUCUGAAGUGCCAUUUUUAUGGUGUAUCUAGGACCUUAUGUUAGAGGUAAAAAGCCCUGGAUGAAUUACAAGACCAGUAAAAAAGCAGGAAGAAUACAGAUAUUGAAUCUUUUGUCUAGGAGUAUAACAACGUCAUUUUUCAAGGGGACUUGCAUAUGGUAGUUUGAUGGAGUUAAUUUUUCCAUACAUAGAAACUUAAAUGAAUUAGAGGUUAGCUUUAAUUAUCCUUCUCCAGCCAAGGAACUGGUUGGACGAAGGCUUUUUUAAAAGAAGCAUCUCGUUACAUAUGCUUGCUUAGUUUUGUGUCCAAAAUAGGUUGUGUGGGUGGUUGUUUUUCAAAUGCUGCUUGUACUUCCUAAAAACAAAAGUACCCAGCUUUGCCUCAGAGGUUAUCAGAAGAACUACCACUGAAGCUUUUGCACCUUGAAAAUCUAGAAUUCUUGUGGGUGGCCUAGUAAGCAAGGGAAAAGGGAUGGUUUUGAUUUGAUUUUAGAUAUUGGGUGUAGCCUCUUGGUAAGAAAAUCUUGUUUUGGUUUGUAAAGUAAGCACAUUUGAGGUGAUAAUAUAAAAUAAAUCUUCUUCUGAGAGCUACCUUUUUUUUUUCCAUCUCUCCAAAAAAUAUUUUAAGAAACAAAUCAAUAAGAAUCCAGAAAAUUGUUAUAACUGGAGUGUUGAUUUGUGAGAGAGAGAAUAUUGGUUUUAACUUAGGCAUUUUACAAAAACCAAGAAAUACCAACUUCUGUUAAGAUGUUUAAUGAAACCUUUUUUUUAAACCAAAAUAUUAAUGGGAAAGUGAUAUAACAUAUUAAAUGAUGGUGACUCUGGUCUCCUGGGUAUCUGCAGUUUUGUCAGAGUUAAAAUUUUUAUUUUUUAAUAUUUGAGAGACUGGAACAUUUCUUUCCAAGUCAUUCUGGCAUAUUGGCUAAAUAUGUAUAUAUACAUAUAUAUAAAAUCUAUUUUUCAGAGGGAUAUAUAUUAUUCAUUCUGUAGACUAGGGUGGUUCCUAGGCUAUAUAUUUUAUACUAAAACUAAACUUUUCCUGCACUUUGCAGUUAUCACAUCACUUUUUAAAGUUUAAUGCCUUGCACAUUUCAAUUUCUUAUUUAAAAAAAAAUACCAGUAAGUACAAAGUCAUAGGCCUUAAUGUGGACUAUUUGCUUGCCAAGUAAAAAAACAACUCAGUGCUAUUAUAACAAGUAAUUUUGAAAAAUCAUCAUACUCUGGUCUGUUAUGUUGGUAUAAGAUUGGGCAAACAAUUUUAAAAUAUUCUUCAUUUACAUUUGCUUCUCUUUUGAGACUUUGUUCAUCAGCUUGUAGCAUAAUUAUAGGGGAUUUAUUGAAAUUACUAUUCUUAAAAUACAGAAAUGUGACCAUGGAUUGAGUGAAUAGAAGUUGGCUUUGUUGCCUGAUUUAACCCUUUGAUCAGUUGUAGGAGAAAUGCCAGAGUAGAGCAUUCUUGGAAUGAAUGCUAUUAUUAAUAUUCCUACCCUGAUCAGUUAGGUGAUAGAACCCACCCUGUGAGGGUUUUGUUAGGGCAGGUUUAGGCUUGGGGAUGACCUAAAGCUGGACUAGAACUCUAGCAAACUAUCCUAAUAUGAUUGGACAAGGGGUGGGGGUGGGGGGGUAAGAAGCUAUUGUCAUUCUGUUAUGCACAAUUAUUAGUACUGUUUUCAUAACUGGAAGCACUUAAUGUUUUGUUUUUGUUUUUUUUAUUUUUAAUUUUUCAACUGAAGGCUUUUGAGGAUCAGGGAGUGGAGGUUAUUACUGUUUUAUAAUUUCUGGAAUUUGUACUGUUUGGGAGGGGGGCAAAUGGAUUCACAAAACUGAUUAUUCUACUAGGCUUUUUGAAGUGUUGUAUUUUGGCUAGAAUGUUUUUAAAUAUUUCAACUUUUAAAAUUGUGCUGUAUAGAAUGUGAUUUUUAUGACUUGCUAUUGAUGGAUUGCACAAAACUUUGUAUUGUAUCAGGUUUCAAGUUUCUUCUCUGUAACUGUUGUUACUUAUUAUUCAUUGUGGUGUGAAGGGAAAUUGUGUCCCUUCUAAAAACAUUUCAUAUAUUUUUGUUUAUUGGUGCAGUGUUACCAGAUGGCCUUAUGUACAUUACAUUCAUUGCUUUUGUGAUACAGUAGCAUAUUUUUUAUGUAUUCCCCUGUACAGUAUUACUGAAUCUAUCUGUGAGAUGCAUUUCUAAGAGAUAAGAAAUACAUUGACAUAGCUAAUUCUUGAUUAUUCAAGGGCUGUUUAUUCAGUUUAUUAUUAGUAUAAAUCCUAUAUCCAAUCUUCAAUUGUUUCUUUUCCUUCUGCCUUUGGAGACUUUCACUUUUUUUGUGGCUAGGGUAAAUUAGAUGAACUCAAGUUAAUUUUGAUACUUGUUAGCUUAAGAAUUUGGUAUGAGGAGAUUGAUACUACUUAUUGAAAUGAGGCUUUAAAAUUUAUUUCUAUAUUUCAUCAUCCCAUUUUGUCUCUUAUAAUAACAGAUAAGCACGUGUUGGCUCAAAAAAUAAGGCUAUCUAGAAAUUUGAUGUGAAGAAUAAACAAGCAAAGAGCACUUUCGUGUCUAUGAAUAUAUGAAUGCAAGAGACAGUUGGGACUAAUGGGGAAUCAUUUUAACGUUAGCUCCUUGGGAAUUCCAUUGGUUGAGCUGUUCUGGUGUUGGCUAUAUGUUUAUGUCCUUGAUGAAACUAACAACUUAAAAUAGUAACUGAGGUUAAACAGAUUCACACUCUCUAGUUUUUAUUCACCCAGUUCAGGGAUUGGAUUUUUCAGAAAGCAUAUCUACCUGUGAGAGUUUUACUUGGUAAACACUGACAGGUUUUACAUCAAAGAAGAUGCAUAAUUUCAGAACUAGAUUGUAGUUUGGGAUAUGUGGUAAUGAAAAAUUAUCAGAGUACUUUCUUUAUACUUAAAUCAACUUAACUGGGAACAGUUGCUUCUUUGUAACUUUUUUCCUUGUUUGUUUUAUUGAAAUUGUACCUAAUAUCUAGUAUCUACUGCCAUUGUAAAGAAAUAAUGCUUGUGUUGCUAGUGUAUAAUUUAAGUAUAUAUGUAGUAAAACAAAACAAAACAAAAAGCGAGAUAACUAUUGAAAUGUUGAUUAAUCCCUGGUCUUACAGUUUAUAUUGGGGUGACCUUCAGAGUGUGACAAUAUGAGAAGUUUGGGAAGUGCAAAAAUAUUUUUAGUGCCGAUGGUGUUAUUAGAGAGAGCCACCAUAUCUUCUGGCUGAACAAUACUGGUGAACUGUGGAGAAAAAAAUAAAUGAUCUUCAAGGUUGAUUAGGACUAUUGGGCAGCUGGAAUUCAGAAUUUUUCUGUUUAAAUAUAGCAACAAGACAUUAUUACAAGAACUAGAUCAAUGAAGAAAGAGUUUGUGUUUGCACUUUUGAGGGCUUUAAAGCAUGCUGCUUUUAAAGGGAAAAAAGUACAGUUGAUGAACAGGGCAUCUCCAACACUUGUGAGGUGCUGUCCUAAAUAAUCCAGGUAGGUUUUUAGAAAAAAAUUAAGUUCUGUGUCUCACACACACACACACACACACACACACACACACACACACACACAUACACACACAAAUUUCUAUAAUGGCAAUGUGUAACUUUUAAAAAAUUGAAUAAAGUUUUAGAAAACUAUUUCAUGUAAGAACUGACAGAGGGAUUUGCUUUGUAUAAUGCAAACUGGCUUUUAAAAAGCAUUGUAGCAAAUUUAUUCAAGUCAAAAAUCAUGCAUAUAUGUUAAUAGUUAUAUGUGCAACCAGACAUGCAAAACAAUUGUAUUUUUUUAAUAAAUAUUUUUAACAAAA
Monodelphis domestica (gray short-tailed opossum) is the source of this 9719-nucleotide messenger RNA. RefSeq names its product ETS transcription factor ELK4 (gene ELK4). Gene Ontology annotation, biological process: cell differentiation; regulation of transcription by RNA polymerase II. Lineage: Eukaryota; Metazoa; Chordata; Mammalia; Didelphimorphia; Didelphidae. Gene Ontology annotation, molecular function: DNA-binding transcription factor activity, RNA polymerase II-specific; sequence-specific DNA binding. Gene Ontology annotation, cellular component: nucleus. The record is from RefSeq and is a predicted model, not a curated record.